Messenger RNA from Colletotrichum destructivum, 1638 nucleotides. RefSeq lists its product as uncharacterized. The transcript has a single exon. Bases 491 to 979 code for a protein of 162 amino acids. The record is from RefSeq and is a predicted model, not a curated record. Lineage: Eukaryota; Fungi; Ascomycota; Sordariomycetes; Glomerellales; Glomerellaceae.
CCUACGAGAGUUGGCUUCUUUGCUGAUAUAUAGGAUGAACAUGUAUCCGUAGACUGCGCGGCUAAAUCGAGUCCAAUUGCCAAAGCCAUCAUGUGCCGUGUUCGGGAUCCCGGGCAAUAAACGAUCGAUGAUGGCCCAACCCACCGACGAACCAAGUGCCCCAAGAGAGAAAAAUUCCGUCAAAGUCAACAUGCCAGGUUGGUAAGUGCAAACCCCCCUCCACCACUUCCACCAUAUUUCGACCAUCCGCAAGGAUGGAUGCACGAGGCACGACACUGCCAGCAGCAAAAUCGGCCGUCGACAAGCAAAACAAACAACCUCCUACCGCUCCACCGGCUACGGGCUGUACCUUACAUAACUUGCAGCACUUCUCCCUACGCAGUAAGGUCAAACCUGGUUAUGGAGAUGGAGAUGCGCAUGGAAAUGGUCAACGGACUCUCCCACUCCCCAGUUAUCCCGCACAAGGCCCUGCCAAGUUCAGACGCGAGAAAUGGACCAGUGUCCACUGAUGGUACUGGAUUCCUUGUCUGAGACUAAACGGCGACUCUCACUCGACUUUCCCCUAGUCGAGUCUAUACCGCCUGGGGCUCCAGCCGGGACUUCCUUCUCUGACAAAAGUGUCACAACUCAAGGACUCCCAAUCCACAAUCAGUCCUUUCCAGCGCCAAUCAAGACCGAGUCUUCCGAGCCAGGCCUCAUCUGGCAAUCAAUCUGCGGUCCGGUCUUUUCUUGUUUUGCCAACACCCCAGGCCAUAUCGGCGCGGACGGACACACACCACCAACAGGCCCAGUCUCCAAAAGCUCCUGCUCGAAUCAUCCAAAACCACGCAACCAAGCCGAACCUCCAAGCCAGAGAAAACCCUAUCAAAAAUGGUGCCGGGCGUGUACCAAGUACAUUGUGGUCACUGCCGCGACACGAACGCCUGCAAACUACCCAUCCACAAAAUGUUUCAUCUCGAUGACCAGUUGGCCGGUUUGAUCAGAGAGUUAGGUUGUUGAAAUCGACAAUUCCAGAACUGCCAGCACACCACCAAGGACCGACGCUGUUCCGUGAUGCAGUUGCUCGGCCAUCCGAAUGAUGAUGGGCACGGCCCUGGCCUGGACCCGAAUCGUAGUGCUACUGCCAACGAAGACCGGCAAGAUGCAAGUAUUGAGAGGGCCCUAAACCUUUCGGCUGAAGCUUCGGAUAGCCACACCUCCGCUCGCUUCAUGUCAAAUCUCGCCGCGCCCCAGGCAGCCUGGGUCAUGAAUUGCGACCAAGCAACCCAUUGAGAAGAGAAGUUGGCUGUGCAGAUAGCGCGACGCGUCAGAUAGGAACUUAUCCAAAUGCAUUGAGCGCUGCUAUUCGUUGACAGCUUAACGGGCCUGGCGGGAGGUUCAUGUGUGUGUGUGGAUGGGGGCCUGUCCAUCAGCAUUCUGCAUUCUGCAUUCGUCCUGUAGCCCCUCUGCACUCACCGGUCUGCAGCAGUCUUGCUGCAGCAGAGCGUUGUCGUUUGGUGGAUGUGACGGAGUAGUGUAUUCGCACAUCCCUGGAACCAACCACGGCAAUAUCUGGGUACGACGGCUAUCCACCGUCAUCGUCAUGAUUCGGCGGCUCACAGUCUCGCAUCGCUAGCCACUUGUUGCGCCUUCUUCCAC